GAAACAAAACAGUUCGGCGUCCAAUCAUCUCGAUGCCGGAAGUGGAAUUCAUCUUAGCAUGUGGGAUUUUAGCACAGGUUUAUCUAUUUAUUAUUUGGAAUUUUAAUUAAAUUAUUUGAAACCUCAAUUCAUCGAAACGAUUUUACAGUAUGGUGUCAUUCGUCAAAGUAUGUAUCAUAUGAGAAGCUAAACUUAAAUAAUAAAUACUGACGUCUCUGUUACGGGUUUACCGAGACGUUAAACGAAUUUACCAGUAACUAAAGAGACCAUUUUGACAAUGAUUAUAAUAUCUUGAUACAAGUUGCUGUCGCGAUGGCACCUCUGCUCAACCAAGUUUCGAAUUUAACUAAACAAACUGGUUUAGCACAGGUAAUGAGGUUAUGCUGCAGUAAGCCUCUUCAGUGGAACAAACCUGACAGCUUUCUGUGGCCAAGAAACACAACCAUAGUUCAAACAGGGAACACUAAGACAAGUAAAGGAAAGAAAACAUAUCAAAGUAUCGAAGGUUCGAGGUACCUGUCGAGCAGAGCUUCACUUCUACAUGGAAAUGUACGAGUAAAAAGAGUUUCAAUCGAAGGCAACGUUGCUGUUGGAAAGUCGACCUUGGCUGAAAUUUUGCAGUCAGCGUGUUCAGACUGGGAGGUAAUGGCUGAACCAGUCCAAAAGUGGCAGAACAUAGAGAAUGAAACAGCAAAGGCUGAAGAAUCGUCUCAGAACAGAGUCCACAACCUGCUGCAGAUGAUGUACCAGGAUCCUCAGCGUUGGUCGUACACAUUUCAGACCUUUUCAUGUAUGAGUCGUUUAAGAACUCAGCUGCAGCCUGCUCCUGCUCGCCUGCUCUGCUCAAAGGGAACACCUGUCCAGGUGUUUGAACGCUCAGUGUACAGUGACAGGUACAUAUUUGCCCUCAACAUGUUCGAGCUUGGAUGCAUCAACUCCACAGAGUGGGCAGUCUACCAGGACUGGCACUCCUUUCUGGUGGAGCAGCUUGGACAUCAGGUGGAGCUGGAGGGUAUUAUCUACCUCAGAGCCUCACCAGAGACAUGUAUGGAGCGACUGCAGCAUCGUGGUCGGUCAGAAGAGCAAGGAGUGAAGCUGGAUUACCUGGAGACACUUCAUCUUCAACAUGAGCGGUGGCUUAUUGAGAAGAGUACACCAAUACAUUUUGAGAAGUUACAAAAAAUACCUGUGCUGUAUCUCGACGCCACUGUGAAAUUCCAGAGUGACCCUGAGGUGCAGGAGCAGCUUGUUACAAAGGUGAAGAACUUUUUUGAGGCUUUGUAAGAAAAGAGUCAUCAGCUGUGAACAACGAGAAGACAAGAAAAACAUCAGUUAGUCGUGUAUGUUGACUCAAUUGGGAAUGCCAUAAAAGUUAAUCAAAAUCACAGAUGUAGGAAGUUUUAUCACACUUGAGUUGUUAGUACUGUUGUUAGUACUGUUUCUUAAAAUGUGUUUUAUUUGUUAAACUCGUUUCAUCAUCUGAUACUAGGACUAGUUCUGAUAUAGAAUCACAUUUUGAAUGCUUGGUAUAGAUUUAAUUGAAAUAUAUAUUUAUGUACUGCAACUGUGACAUGACUACUGUUACAAUUGGGAAACCAAUUUCAUUGUUGACUACAGAAGGUGGUGCAUGGUACUGAAUACAGACAUUCCAGACUGGACUGAUGUUGUAUUUGACUUUUUCUAAUCAUUAGAAA
Molecule: messenger RNA, 1694 nt
Organism: Cynoglossus semilaevis (tongue sole)
Lineage: Eukaryota; Metazoa; Chordata; Actinopteri; Pleuronectiformes; Cynoglossidae
Gene: dguok
Product: deoxyguanosine kinase
Exons: 7
Coding region: 313-1284 (323 amino acids)
Cellular component (GO): cytoplasm; mitochondrion
Molecular function (GO): deoxyguanosine kinase activity
Source: RefSeq, a predicted model, not a curated record